AUUUGGCCUGAACAAAAACAUAAACACAGGCCACGGCGAGCGACGACACAUCGCCUUGGUGACCUGCCCAGAUUUAAUAUUGCGAAUAUUGCUACAAACAAUAUUAACUCGACAAUUGUAUUUUCGCUACGCGCUCAUUCACGGGUUUUUUUUUUGUUGAUAUAUUUUCACUUGUGUAAUUUUUGCCGUUUUUUUUUCUCUGACAUGGACGGCGAAAACACCAUUGACAUCCACGCAGGAACGGACGAUUCCGGGGAUAUCGUGACGAUCCCGUUAUUGCUGACGUUCGACGAACCGGAAACGGUGGAGCCAUUGAUCGUGGAUAACGACAUAUCGGAAAACGAAAUGGAUCCCGAACCACAGCAGGAGCUGGACGAGGUGUCGGCAAUGCCGUCGGCGGAUAUGGCUGUCAGCACUGCAGUGACUGCCGUUCGGCUGGGUUCAGGGGCGGACGACAAUCCGUCUACGGCGGCGGCGGACGACGCCGAAGCCGAGAACAUGGACAUGCGCGGCCGCCGCACCCGAAGCGGUAGCAGACGCCGCCGAGGCCGACGCAGCCGAAGUCGUCGCAGCCGUAGCCGUAGCCGUAGCCGGAGCCGCCGCGGCCGGAGUCGUCGCGUUCGAAGCCCAGCAAGCGACGAUAGCGAUCUGUCCUUCGUCGUAGAGAUUGGCGAAGACGAGGUCUCCACCGAAAUGGAGGCCGGUGGCAGCGGUGGUGGCAGUAGUGUUAGCCGGAAGGUGGCCCGCGGCGGCGGUCGCAAGACCACGAAGACGGCGCUCAAUGGUCGCCGCGUCAGGAAGACGGCGGUGGCCCGUGGUGGUCGCGUCGAAAAGAACCAGGCGGCUCGCGGUGGCCGGAAGUCGGCCAAGCGUAGUCGCAGAGGCCAGAAAACCGCCGAAAGUGUGCCAAGGCGGACGUUGUGGACGGGCCGCCUGCGUUCCCGCAACACACAUCGGCAAAAGAAAUCGCAGCCAAAGUAAAAUCCACCCAACCAGAGGAGGGAGGCCCCGUACGACGUGAUAUACAUAAUAUAAUAUAAUAAAUUACGCUCGGGGCAAUAUUUUUGUAAUACAUAAUUGUUUUCUAAAAAUAAAAAAAAAUAAAAAAAUAUCGUAUCUGGAUGUUCUUUUUUCUAAGUACUCCGAGUGCGAGCACCGAUAUUUAUGCAA
Molecule: messenger RNA, 1170 nt
Organism: Rhopalosiphum padi (bird cherry-oat aphid)
Lineage: Eukaryota; Metazoa; Arthropoda; Insecta; Hemiptera; Aphididae
Product: CLK4-associating serine/arginine rich protein-like
Exons: 1
Source: RefSeq, a predicted model, not a curated record